AUGAGUCCUGCGGGCUGCCCCCAUGUCAGCGGCUUCAAGGUGGACAACUGGAAGCAGAACCUGCGGGUCAUCUACCAGUGCUUCGUGUGGAGCGGGUCGGCCGAGAGCAGAAAACGCAAGGCCAAGUCGUGUGUGUGUCACAUGUGCGGCGCUCACCUCAGCAGACUUCACUCCUGUCUCUACUGCGUGUUCUUCGCCUGCUUCACCAAAAAACACAUCCACGAACACGCCAAGAGCAAGAGACAUCACUUGGCUGUGGACCUGCUGUUCGGGGGUAUCUACUGCUUUAUUUGCCAAGAUUACAUCUACGACAAAGACAUGGAACAGAUCGCCAAAGAAGAGCAGCGCAAAGCCUGGAAGAUGCAAGGAAUCGGAGAGAAAUUCUCCAUCUGGGAGCCCACGAAGAGAGAACUGGAUCUGCUGCGACACAACCCCAAGAGGAGGAGAAUCACCUCCAACUGUACCAUAGGGCUCCGUGGACUCAUAAACCUGGGAAACACGUGUUUCAUGAACUGUAUCGUUCAGGCGCUGACACACACUCCGCUGCUCAGAGACUUCUUUCUCUCGGAUCGACACAAGUGCGAGAAUCAAAGCAACUCCUGCCUCGUCUGCGAGAUGUGCCAGCUGUUUCAGGAGUUCUACUCAGGCCACCGCUCGCCUCACAUCCCGUUCCGACUGCUGCACCUGGUGUGGACUCACGCUCGCCACCUGGCAGGAUACGAACAACAGGACGCUCACGAGUUUCUGAUCGCGGCCCUGGACGUUCUGCACCGACACUGCAAAGAUGACAACGGUAAAAAAGGCAACAACCCAAACCACUGUAACUGCAUCAUUGACCAGAUCUUCACUGGAGGUCUGCAGUCGGACGUCACCUGCCAAGUCUGCCAUGGCGUGUCCACAACCAUAGACCCGUUCUGGGACAUCAGUCUGGACCUGCCUGGUUCCUCCACCCCCUUCUGGCCCCUGAGUCCUGGAGAUGGAGCUGCUUUGAACGGGGAGAGCCACACUGGGGGGGCCACCACCCUCACAGACUGUCUGCGCAGGUUCACUCGGCCAGAGCACCUCGGCAGCAGCGCUAAGAUCAAGUGCAGCGGUUGCCAUAGUUACCAGGAGUCCACCAAGCAGCUGACCAUGAAGAAGCUGCCCAUCGUGGCCUGUUUCCACCUCAAAAGGUUUGAACACUCGGCCAAACUGCGGCGGAAGAUCACCACAUACGUGUCCUUCCCCCUGGAGCUGGACAUGACGCCCUUCAUGGCCUCCAGUAAGGAGAGCAGGAUGAACGGCCAGUAUCAGACGCUCGACCCUUUCAACAACGACAACAAGUACAGUCUGUUUGCAGUGGUAAACCACCAGGGGACGCUAGAGAGCGGCCACUACACCACCUUCAUCAGACAACACAAGGACCAGUGGUUUAAAUGUGACGACGCCAUCAUCACCAAAGCCAGCAUCAAGGACGUGCUGGACAGUGAGGGGUACCUGCUUUUCUACCACAAACAGUUCCUGGAGUACGAGUGA
Molecule: messenger RNA, 1515 nt
Organism: Knipowitschia caucasica
Lineage: Eukaryota; Metazoa; Chordata; Actinopteri; Gobiiformes; Gobiidae
Source: the annotation of a GenBank genome assembly